AUGGAGAGGAAUUACGUGUCCGUGUUCCUGCUGCUCAUUGUCAUCUCCUGCGCUCUGGCAAAGGAUGCGGGCAAGAAGGAUUCCAAGGACACCACCGCUAAGCCCAAACUGCCUCAGACACUCUCCAGAGGCUGGGGAGACCAGCUCAUCUGGACGCAGACCUACGAGGAGGCGCUUUUCCGCUCCAAGCACAGCCAGAAACCCCUGAUGAUUAUCCACCACUUGGAAGACUGCCCACACAGCCAAGCCCUCAAGAAGGUAUUUGCUGAGCACAAAGAUAUACAAAAACUGGCUGAAAAAUUCAUUCUCCUGAACCUUGUGUACGAAACCACAGACAAGAACCUUGCACCUGAUGGCCAGUACGUCCCUCGGGUUUUGUUCAUAGAUCCUUCCCUGACUGUGAGAGCAGAUAUUACUGGAAGAUACUCCAACCGUCUCUACGCAUAUGAGCCCUCUGACAUUUCGUUGUUGUAUUCAAAUAUGCAGAAAGCGCUGAAGCUCCUGAAGACUGAACUGUAAGGGGAAGAAGAAAGCCCUUAAAUAUUAUGAAGUCUUAUGUUCCAUCUCUUCUCCACACCUUGAUACUGGUGAAGAGACUAUUUAGAGUGAUAUUUAGUGAUGUGUAGUGAUGGUUUCUAUAUAUAAACACUACAGUUUUACAUUAGCACUUUUGUACUGGGAAUUGUUUUUAAAAGCUGGAGGCUUUUAUUUUAAGGCAUACAGAAGAAUGCUGUAUGAUUCAACUGUAAAAAUGAUUUUUUAAAAAAUAAAUUCAUUUCAAGUGUUUACAUACAAUCAUUGUUGUAUUUGCAUUUUUUUGCUUUAUCUUCGUCUACCAUUAUUAGAAAUAGUAAAAUCACCAUGUUGCUUGAGACCACAGCUUGCAUUUUACAUUCAAGCACUUGGGGAGGAAAAAGGCUGCUGUGGAUUGAUCCCAGCCAGCAGCCUAGCCCCACACAGCCACUUGCUCUCUCACUCCUCUCCACUGAGAAGGGCGAGAGAAUCAGAAGAUUAAAAGUGAGAAAACUCAUGGAUUCAGAUAAAGACAGUUUAAUAGGUAAAGCAAAAGCUGUGUGCACAAGCAGAGCAAAACACAGGAUUAAUUCACUGCUUCCCACAGGCAGGCAGGUGUUCCAGCCACCUCCAGGAGAGCAGGGCCCCACCACAUGUAAUGGUGACCUGGGAAGACAAACACCCUCACUCCAAAUGUGCCCCCACUCCUGCUUCUCCCCCAGUUUGUAUGGUGAGCAUGUUGUGUCCCCUUAUUCAGCUGGCAUCAGCUGUCUCAGCUCUGUCCCACUUCUCCUGCAGCCCAGGUCUACUUGCUUGGCAGAGCAGUGUGAGGGAGCAGCAAAGACCUCGACCCUGUGUCAGCAACCACAGAAAACAACCUUGUGUUAUCAGCACUGUUGUGGCUGCAAAUCCAAAACUGCAAAUCCAAUUCACCACACAAGCUGCUGUGAGGAGAAUCAACUUUAUUCAGCCAGACCCAGCACAGGAAAGCAGCUUUUUAUCUCCUGUUUCAGAAGCUAGCUAAGCUCUCUAUUACUCAGCCUACUUUAUCUCAAAUAAUUUUCUAGUAGCACCAGCCAAUGUAGAGCUUUCAUUAUCAGCCCUUUCUUUACAGCUAGGCUAGCAAGUAAAAAUCUUUCACAGGAAAGUACUUGAGACUAGAGCAUGGGAUUGUUUGCAUACAGCAGCUUGUUUUUCUUUUGAACUGGCUGUAUUCUGAAGUGACUUUAAGAUAUGCCUGCUUCCUUUAAAAUGUCCCUGCUUACAUCAGAUUUCAGUAAAGCCUUGAGAUGAUUAAGAAAGGGAUACCACACUGACUAUUGACUGGGUUCAUGAAUGCUUAUUUCUAAGUCCAAAAGGGACACGAGAACUCAGAACGAAAAUAAACGCCACAGAUUAACACCAUGAGAGUAUACAUUUCAUAAAGACUUACACAAAAAGGAGGCUUUCCAGCCCCAAAUAUCUGCUAUCUCUGAACUCAGCAGCAGCAUCAGUGAGAAACACUUUGGCCAGGACCAUGCCUUCAUUAUUUUCUCAGCUCUUUGGCAAUAAUAGCAUUCUUACUACUUCUAUUACCAUUACUGUCACAACUACAAGAGGAAAACACUUGGGAGGGCAGGGCAGGUGAGAAAAGCAAGGCUUUCAGCACAAGGGAAUCUCUCAGCAAAAUCAGAAGGGAGGUACUUGCUAAUAGGUCUUUGGCAAGCUCUGUGAGCCCUACCUACCGGAAAACCUCAAGAGGUUCCUGGAAAGGGUCCCAAACAUAGAAUUCAGCAUUUCUUCAGCACUUCAGUAAGAUGCUACUUUCUAUUGCAGCAUCCAGAAGACAGAGGAAAAAGAGAUGCAGUGGGGGGCAGAAAUAAUCUCUAGAAUCACUUAUCAGUCAGAAAAAAUGUGGUCAUAUCACUUAGCAGAGGGACAACACCGAGGGAGGCCAGAGCAGCUGGUUAUCAGAAUCAUCUUCACCUACUUUACCCAAAGUACUCUUGCUAGAGCUACGUGGCAUAAAAAAAGCUGCCUGCGCCAUCGUGUUUUACAAGCUGUUUUUAUAACACUAUGGAAGUAGCAUCAUUUUCUUAAGAAGAGGUACUGAUGCUAUGUAUAGCAUCCAGUAAGUGGAUAUGAGGCACAUAGAGACCCUACAAGGGUCUACUAAUGUACAAGCCUAGAUGCAAACACAAGUUAGUCCAGCCUGCAAGUAUAAAUAAAUGCUCUUGAAACUGAAAUUCUUCUUUUUUGCACUCAAGGCUAUGCUUUUCUCAUCUACUUUUCACCACAACCAAAUCUGCAAGAAUUUUAAUGAAUAAAUGGUCAACUUAAUCCCGCUCUUUUAAUCCUUACCUCUAAAUAUAGAUUUUUGGGGGGGGCUUAAAGAGGCAUUAAGCUGAGAUUCCUAAAAAAGCCUCUUUCAAUUUCUUUGGAAAACCUGAGAAUCAUUGCUAAAAUACAUAUGAUCGUUAGAUAACCCAAAGUACACAGGAUGGAUAUGGGGGUUUUAGGAAUUCCACUAGCAUUCAGACAAUCUUCUAAUUAAUUAGGUCUAAAAUAAUAAUGCAAGUUAAGAACACUAACUCAUUCCUCUCCACUUGUCAGCUACAGCUUUUAAGGUAAAUUUUUACAGAUAUCACUUCAAUUCAUACAAGCCUUCCCUUUUGUAAUAGUUAUUUUAAUGUGAAAGGUGGCAGAUACUGUGCAGUAGUAUCAGGAUGUUAGUCAAUAUCUGGAUUCACUUUCUCACAUAGAUGGAGAAGAAUUAGAUUGCUUUAUGGCCACUUGUUUUUAUAUUAUAAAAAUGCGUAUGCAUUUUGAAAGAAGACAUCGUUCUACAUUUUUCCAGAAUAACCAACUUGAAGAAAGCAUUUCACAAACUAAAGCCAAAAGAUAUCUAAUGUAAGUGGUAAGAAUGCUCCAAGUUAAAUCACUCAAUUACUUUGACACUGUGCUGCUGUAAAUAGCUUCUAGAAAAUCUGGUUACAAUGAAGUCCAAAUCUCAAGCAGUCAGGUGAAAAUUAAAAUGCAUCUCUAGAAAAAAACAAAAAAUCUUUGAGUGGUGAAAAGGUUUUUCAAGAAGAUAAAGAAACAAAGUUCAGUGAGAAAACCCACCAAGAAUAGGUAUAAAUAACUUUUUUAAUCACUCUAGUUUGGCAUGUCAGAAUAGUGUGGCACUUCUUGGAUACUCAAUAGAGUCAGACUUUCUCUGAGAGACAACACUCUUCACCUUCCAAAAACAAAGUCAGACUCAUUGUGUUUUACUAUCCCCUUUCAGAAUCAGGUUUGGAAAGCAAAUCCACACCUCUAACUGGGAAUUUCAACGUUUGUGUGGCUGGAUGGGUUUGCUUAACCACAAUCCCAAAGAGACAAUGGAUUUUUAAUACAAUAGAAAAACUUUAAUCAUUCAAUACAAUCCACUGAUCUAUGUUCUGACUACUAAAACAAAUUCACAUUAUGAGACAUGAGAGUUUUGGAAGUGGUAAUAUUUUCAGUAUUUUUGCAUUGGUGUGCACAUUUACACUCCAGUAUAAUCUACCAAAUUUAUGAACCAGAACCACCAAAUACUAAGCACUACAAAAGCAAUCAGGAAAAAAGUCAAAACUGAGGCAGAAAUUUGGUGUUAUUUUAAGCUUCAUUAACCCUCUCCAUAUGACAACUCCUUGGAUUUACUAUUGUAAUGCAAAAACACAGAGCCCAUGUAGACUAGGAAAAUGAACUGUUCCUAAAGGCAGCCAUGAGGUCAUCACUGUCCUCUUGACACAUUUUGGGAAUGGCUGGAGGGAAACUGAGGGCAACUGAACAGCAACUGGAGAAGAAAAGUACUGUGUACAUUUUAUUAGACUUCAGCUGGCCUGAAGGCUUUUAAGGUGCUUCAGCACACAAGUGGGCUCUUACCCUGGAUCUCCAGGUCUGUGUUUGAGCCAGACACAGCUGCUGGGUAGCACAGCAGCAGCUCCCAGAGCAGCUCCAGGGGAAGGUGCUGACCACGGAUGCUGAAAACUCAGCUACACCUGAGAGAAGCAGUUCUAUAGCAACUUCUUGACAUCCCUCUGCUUUCAGGUUCUACUCUUCCCCUUCAAAACCUCAAUUUCUUCUUUAGAAGCACUAAGCUUGUGAAAAUCUGGAAGUGCUUUGAUAGCCAAGUGUUUCAACUUCUUUUUACCUCCUCUGUGGGAGUAAGGACGAAUCUCUCUACUAAAGGGAGACUGCCUGAGAAUUUACUUCUGUCUGCCUCCAGAUUUCCCUUCCACCUUGCUCAGGUGCUGUAUUUCUUGGCAGAGGGCCUUAAUACUCUUCCCCUUUUCUUCCUGGAGACUUGUCUUUCAGGCUACAGCAACUGCCUACUCUGACAGCAGCAGCAACUGAGUGAAGAAUGAAUGAAGGAAAGGGGCAGUGCAGAUCUGCAAUUCAGUAUGGUUAGAAACAAAUAGGACAUUGCACACCUUGGGUGUUUAGAUGUCUGCUGUUUCAGCUGAUGCAACACUUCUUUCACAGGCAGCAAGAGGGACCACGCUUCCCUUCAGCUCAGACAACACUUUCUCCAUGGAUAACGCACCAUUCUAACUUGAAUUCUUUGUUUUCAGAAAACAAACUACUGGAAAGCAUUGGUUUUUGUUGCUGUUUUUCUUUCUUUUUUUUUUUUUUUAACAUGUCAUUCAAUCUCUCAUGAAAUCAAGACUGUUAUCUAGAUGACACAGAAAUAUACACUGCUGAGUUAUUACAACAAUGACUUUACACCAUCUAAAAAAAAUAGCUGUACAACAACUUUCCAGACAUCAAGUUUCUUAUAUCAGAGAUGACAGACAUUGAUUGUGCAAAUACCACACCUCAUUCACUUGUCAAGGGAAAAAAGCUUCAAGUUAAUCAGCUGCAGAUUACAUUCUCCUGGUUUUCUUCAUUCAUUGUUCUCAUAAUGACAAUAUUCAUUAACAUUGUUUUUAUUCUCAACAAAAUUCUAAAGCUACCAGAAAACCAAAACAAACAGGAAAGGGGAGGGGUGAAGACUACAGU
Messenger RNA from Serinus canaria (Common canary), 5514 nucleotides. It is a transcript of the gene AGR2, whose product is annotated as anterior gradient 2, protein disulphide isomerase family member. Lineage: Eukaryota; Metazoa; Chordata; Aves; Passeriformes; Fringillidae. The record is from RefSeq and is a predicted model, not a curated record. Gene Ontology annotation, molecular function: dystroglycan binding. Gene Ontology annotation, cellular component: endoplasmic reticulum. Bases 1 to 519 code for a protein of 172 amino acids. The transcript is spliced from 7 exons.